Molecule: messenger RNA, 1706 nt
Organism: Mycetomoellerius zeteki
Lineage: Eukaryota; Metazoa; Arthropoda; Insecta; Hymenoptera; Formicidae
Product: SEC14-like protein 2
Exons: 11
Coding region: 529-1698 (389 amino acids)
Cellular component (GO): cytoplasm
Source: RefSeq, a predicted model, not a curated record
CGCCGAACAACGUCGCGGCGACGACGAAGGUAGCUGGCGCGAGUGAUCCGAUGGUGGGGCGGUUGGAAAUUUACUAUCGUCGAGAACAAGCCGGUGCACCAUUCUUUCGGUGCCGUUCGCCUUGUGACGUCGAUACCUACUCACCUUCAUAAGUGUGAUCGCGUCGAGUGAAGGCAGGCGCGUGCGGACGUAUGCACGCAGACGUGUAGCAAUCGCGGUCGCUGCAACAGACACCUGUUGCGGCAUCGACCUGAACACAGUCAGCGCCGAACAGUCGCGAUCGCGGGUUCGAGGUGGUUCCCCCGGGUUCAUGUUCACCGAGUGAAUAAAUAUUGCCCGAUAUCUUCGAGGCGUGUUCGUGAUUUCUGACAACUCUCAGAAUUUAGCAAACUCUUUUUUGGGUACCGUGUUCCCAGAUACGCCGUAGAUAUAAAAGUCGACUGUGAAGAGAUCUUCAAAUUCAACGAUCUACCGAUAAACUAAAGAGACAUUAUUUUAACUAAAUUCUUAAGUUGUCAAACAACUAAAAUGUCAUUGAAAUUGGCAGACGACCAGCGAUUUGCAUUGAUGAAGUUCCGACGGUCAGUGCAAGAUAUCCUACAGCCACAGCACGAUGACUACUUUCUGCUUCGCUGGUUAAGAGCAAGAAAAUGGGAUUCUACGGCAGCCGAAAAAAUGCUGAGAGACUCGUUAGAAUGGCGAAAACGGUGGGAUGCUGAUAAUUUAGACAAAUCGGAAAUUCCUGAAAAAAUAAAACCAUACCUGCCUUAUGGAUUAAGUGGAUUCGACAAAGAUGGAGCACCAGUGAUCAUCGUAACAUUUGUCGGUAUGGACAUGUACGGAGCAUUACAUGUAAUAACACAGAAGGAUUUCGUCAAAAUUAUGAUAAAACUGUUAGAUGAUUAUUUGAACUUAGCCAGAGAACAAUCCAAGAAGCAUGGGCAGAUCGCUAAUCAAUUGACCGUUAUCUUCGAUAUGGAAGGAUUUAAUCUUAAGCAAUAUUUGUGGAAACCAGCUGGCGAGCUCGUCAUCACCCUCAUUCAAAUGUAUGAAGAGAACUAUCCGGAAAUUCUAAAGAUGUGCUUCAUAAUCAACGUUCCAAGAGUCUUUGCUUUCGCUUUUACCAUUAUUAAGAGAUUUAUAGACGACUAUACAUUGUCGAAAAUACAAAUCUAUAAAGCCGAGCCGUUGAAAUGGAAAGCAGCAAUUCUUAAAAUCAUACCGAAGGAUCAACUACCAGCCCAUUAUGGAGGAACACUAACAGAUCCAGAUGGCAACCCGAGAUACACUUCAAAAAUUUGCCAAGGUGGUAAGAUACCUAAAGAAAUGUACAUCAACAAUAUGGAUAAACCAAACGAGGAUUAUACUACCGUCGUCGUUCGGAAAGGAGGAAAGUUAGAAUUCGAUAUUUCUGCACCCGAAGUGGGUUCCAUCUUAAGUUGGGAAUUUCGAAGCGAAGGUCAUGACAUCAAAUUUGGAAUUCUGAAAAAAGACGUAACUAAUGGAAAGAAAACAGAAGUUAUACCUAUUCGGAGGGUUGCGUCUCAUCAAUCGGAUGAAAUUGGAUUAUUAACUUGCGAAACUCCGACAACUUAUUCUGUCGUUUUCGACAAUACUUACAGUAUUUUAAGGAAUAAGAAGGUUCAUUAUGCUGUACGUAUAUUACCACCAGCAUCAGUGGCAUCAAUUGUGAAAUAAAAUGGAUC